AUGUCGAAUGUUCCCACCCCACCCCCUUCGUACAGAGAGUCUGCACAAACGCCCGCUCCACCCCCUCUGGGCCGGCCAGAGUUAUCGCCUUUAACCCUCGAUGGAAAUCUGAUCUAUCCAGUCGCCCCUCCAACAACGGCUCUGUACGAGCUAACUCAUGAGCUAGAUGCUGGAUACAGAAAAAUCGGGAUUUCCCGUCUCUGUCCAAACAGAAACACAGCCCAGUACGGGAUCAUAAGAGAGAAGCACAUAUAUGAUUUCUCACAACCUAUAUUUUCUUCUUCCGUCGAGAUAACUGGGAAGAGACAGAGCUGUCUUUCAGCGGUCUUGUGUUUGCGCAUGUCUCGCGGCAUCAUCAAGAGGGGAUGGGAGCUCUUCCGGCUACGUCUAAACGGACAGGCGGACGAUCUAGUAUUUCGCAUAAGGCCUACGCGUAGCCCCGAAAAGCAAGAAACAUUACAAUGGGAAGACGCAGAUCAGUCUCUCGUUGCUGUUGAGACUGUCUGUAUACCUGGUGGUGCUAACGUGAGGCCUGUGCUUCAUAUUGUCCGUGACAUGGAUGAUCGGUUGAUUGAUGCUCUGAUCACGGCCUGGUGUGCAAAGAUAUGGAUUGGGCAUCAGUUUGCUGCAGGAGAAAUGAAAAACCUGGAAGCCGACAUGGUGACUGGGCCGAUGGAGGUGAUUAUGAACGGAUGCUUAUACGGCUAUUUUGGACACAAUAGAGAUCAAUAG
This is a messenger RNA of Nannizzia gypsea CBS 118893, 732 nucleotides long. RefSeq lists its product as hypothetical. Lineage: Eukaryota; Fungi; Ascomycota; Eurotiomycetes; Onygenales; Arthrodermataceae. The transcript has 2 exons. Bases 1 to 732 code for a protein of 243 amino acids. The record is from RefSeq and is a predicted model, not a curated record.